This is a messenger RNA of Ostreococcus lucimarinus CCE9901, 1281 nucleotides long. Its product is annotated as CPA1 family transporter: sodium ion/proton. The transcript has a single exon. NCBI's taxonomy places the organism in Eukaryota, Viridiplantae, Chlorophyta, Mamiellophyceae, Mamiellales, Bathycoccaceae. Gene Ontology annotation, molecular function: sodium:proton antiporter activity. Gene Ontology annotation, cellular component: membrane. The annotation marks the transcript as partial. Gene Ontology annotation, biological process: sodium ion transport; regulation of pH; proton transmembrane transport. The record is from RefSeq and is a predicted model, not a curated record.
CUGUUGCUCAUGGUGUGCGUCGUCGUGAGCUACGUCAUACAGCGGUAUAACGUGCGCGCGGUGCAGCCGAGCGGGGCGGCGCUGAUCGUGGGCGUCGCGUUCGGCGCCGUCGCGCGCGCGAAGACGGCGCGAGGCGCGGACGUGGCGGCGUUUCAAUUUUCGCCGCAGGCGUUCUUUUAUGGGUUGUUGCCGAUCAUCAUCUACAGCGCGGGAUUGAACCUGAAGCGACGGGAUUUCUUCGCGGAUUUUUUCACCAUCGCGCUGUUCGCGUUCGUGGGGACGGUGAUCUCGAGCUUCGUGUUCGGGCUGAGCACGUUCGUGCUGGUGGAGAUUGGCGUGAUUGCGAGGAAACAUCUCGGGUCGAAUCCGUUGUUGGAGUGUCUGUUGUACGGGACGUUGAUUUCGUCCACCGAUCCCGUGGCGACGCUGAGCGUUUUUGCGGACGUCUCGGCGCCGCCUUUGUUGUAUAAUUUAGUUUUUGGUGAAAGCGUUUUGAACGACGCCGUCGCCGUGGUCUUGUUUCGCACGUUGGCGGAGUUUUACGAGCAAGAGUUUACGGUUUCGACGUUUUGGACCGUCAUAGGGCAAUUCAUACUCGUUUCCAUCGGAUCGUUGCUCAUCGGGAUCGCGAUCGCGCUCGGUACGGCGCUGUUGCUGAAGACUUUGGGAUUGGCGGAAGCGCCGCCGAACGUGGCGGCGUCGUACAACGGCACGGCGUACACGUUUGCGCUGUUGCUCAUCUCGGGGUACUUUUCGUACGUCUUGGCGGAAAACGUGGGCAUGAGCGGAAUUAUGAGCAUAUUUUUCACGGGUAUCGGCAACGCGCAUUACUCGUACCAUAACGUCGGCGAAGAGGCCCAAAUUGCUGUGUUUAAAUCGUUCGAGGCGGCGGCGUUUUUAUCCGAAACCUUUGUGUUUGCCUAUCUCGGCAUGCAAGUCGCGACGUUUGAUCAUUUGUGGGAUUUUGGGAUUUUGCUCACGGGCAUCCCUCUCGCCAUGGCGGCUCGAGCUGUGAAUAUAUUUCCACUCAGUCGUUUGGCGAACACACUGCGAGAGACGCCUAUUCCCCGGAACGUUCAAGUCAUGCACGCGGCGUGCGGUUUGCGAGGCGCCGUCGCAUACGCCUUGGCCGUAAACAUGCCGUCGACGCGACCAGGCGAGCAAGGAUCGCGCGCGGUCGAGACCGGGACGUUGGUGAUUUGCUUAGUUUCUACCCUAGUUCUCGGCGGCGCCACGCUACCGUUGAUGAAACAUCUCGGCUUGCACGACCCGAGCGACAGA